Molecule: messenger RNA, 4217 nt
Organism: Scatophagus argus
Lineage: Eukaryota; Metazoa; Chordata; Actinopteri; Scatophagidae
Gene: trim33
Product: tripartite motif containing 33
Exons: 21
Coding region: 69-3680 (1203 amino acids)
Molecular function (GO): protein binding; zinc ion binding
Source: RefSeq, a predicted model, not a curated record
GCGUAAUCAUACGUACUCCUGGUCGGAAAAGUUACGCAGGACGUGCAGCGGUUCAAAGAGGAAGGAAGAUGGCGGAUAACAAAGGCGAGGAAGAUAUGGAACCGUCUGCCAAUUCGGACUCAGUGCCUUCAGUGCAAGACAAUGAGCAAACAGAGUCAAAGGACGAAAAUGCGGUAAUAAUCAUAGAAGCGAUUAUGAAGGAUGGAGACGAAACAGAGUCCAGCGACAACGCUACCGAGGCACCUACACCCACCAUCGACGGAGGGGACGUUAGCAGUGGCGGGGCGGCUGGUGCGCGGAGUGAAGCCAAUGGUAGUGCUAGCAACGCCGUCAGCCCUGCUGGGUCCAACUGCACCAAUUCAGAACCACCGGCAACUGAUGCUCUAAACGCCGGAGAUGGUUCUGUUGGUGGACACACUUCUGAAAUGUCUCCCCCUUCUACGGCUCCAGCGGCUACACCGGUAUCCACUCCCAUUAAUUUAUUGGAUACGUGCGCAGUGUGUAAACAAAGUCUUCAGAACCGUGACUGUGAACCAAAACUUCUGCCUUGUCUGCACUCGUUUUGCCUAAAAUGUAUCCCGCAACCAGAAAGACAGAUAAGCGUACAGGUACCGGGACCACACGGGCAAACUGACACACACAUAGUAAAUGUUAUGCGCUGUGCGGUGUGCCACCAGGACUAUAAACAGAGUGACAUUAUUGACAACUACUUCGUCAAAGAUACCACAGAAGCCACCAGCACAUCUGAUGAAAAGGAUGCACAGGUGUGCACAAGUUGCGAAGACAACGCGGGCACCAUAGGCUUUUGUGUGGAGUGUGGAGAAUGGCUGUGUAAGACCUGUGUGGAAGCCCACCAGAGGGUCAAAAUUACCAAGGACCACAAGAUUCACACAAAGGAAGAUGCUGGCGCUGCCCCUGAGUCUGUAGGUACGUCAGGACAGAGGCCGGUUUUCUGCCCGAUCCACAAGCAGGAGCCACUGAAGCUCUUCUGUGAGACCUGUGACACUUUGACAUGCCGAGACUGUCAGCUACUAGAGCACAAGGAGCACAGGUACCAGUUCCUGGAGGAGGCUUUCCAGAACCAGAAAGGCAUCAUUGAGACCAGUGUGACCAAACUACAGGACAAGAAGAACUACGUCCAUUACUCUGUUUCUCAGGUGCAAAGCAGGUUAAAAGAACUGAAUGAGACACAGAAGAAGGUGGAGCACGAGAUUAAAAUCGCAGUAUUUACUCUUAUUAAUGAGAUCAACAAGAAGGGGAAGUCUUUGUUGCAGCAGUUAGAGAGUGUGACCAAAGAGCGCUGUAUGAGACUUGUGGCUCAACACAAGGAUACCACCCAGCUGGCCCAACAGAUAAACCAUGUGCUCAACUUCUGCCAUUGGGCCAUCACUACUGGCAGCAGCACAGCAUUGCUCUACAGCAAGAGGCUGAUCCUAUUCCAGCUUCGCCAGCUUUUCAAGGCUAGACUGGAACCAGCACCCCAGGCCAAUGGAGUUGUCCGCUUCUUCUGUGAUCCUACCUUCUGGGCCAAAAAUGUGGUGAAUCUAGGUAAUUUGGUAAUUGAGAAGCCUCCUCCACCUGCGCAACCCCCCAAUGUGAUGGUAGGAGGACAGCCCAUUUCAACAGGCCAAGGCCACCCCAGCAAACACCCAGGACAGAUCAACCUGGCUCAGCUCCGGCUGCAACACAUGCAGCAGGCAGCCUACGCACAGCAGAAACAACAGCAGCAACAACAACAGCACCAGCAGCAGAUCCAGCAACAGAUGCGCAUCGCUUCCCAGAUGUCCCAGCAACACCCCAGACAGGCGGGCCCACCCAUGGUUCAGCAGCAGCCUCCAAGGCUCAUCAGUAUGCAGCAGCUACCAAGGGGGCCUGGGGGCAUGAAUGGUGGUCCAGGUUCCGCCAUGUACCCUUCGUCCCACCAUAUGCGUCUCCCAGGUCCACCACAGGGCAGAAUGCCCACGGCUCAGCCGAGACAUAACGGACAGCAUUACCCCCCCAUGAUGCAACCUCAGCUACAGAGACAGAUGUCUAUAGAAUCUGAGAUGAGCCACCAAAGGUUUCGUUUCUUACUACAAUCAGGGCAUUCUAACCCAGGCCAUGCGGGCCCUUUCCCGGUGGCAUCCCUACAUAAUGCCAACCCCACAAGUCCAACCAGUGCCAGUAUGGCUGGUGCCCACGCUCACCGCAGUCCUGCCAGCCCUAUCAUAGGUCCCAUCGAGCUCAUCCCCUCUGUCACCAAUCCUGAGAACCUGCCCUGCCUACCUGAGAUCCCACCCAUCCAGCUGGAGGACGCAGGUUCCAGUAGCCUUGGACACCUCUUGUCUCGCUACAUCACAGCCAGUACGCAACAUCAGCUAGGCUCAGUGGACAUGAAUCCCUCACCUGUACUGUCCACGCACUCUUCUGGAUCUUCAGGUCCAUCAAAUGCACACACACCAGCACGACCUUCUAGCACAUCCAGCACAGGCAGCAGAGGCAGCUGUAGCUCUGCAGGCAAGGCGGGGCCAGGAGGUGGAGCUGGGAUGGAGCAGGUGAAAGUGAAGCAGGAGCUGGGUACAGACGACAGCUACAGCUGUCCAGCUGCUUCUCUGAAGACAGAGCGGGGCAAAGAUGCCAGGAGUGCCUGCAUGAUGAGCAGUCCAGAGAACAGCCCCCUUCCAGUAUUGGGAGUCGUAUCUGCAGGCCAAGAUGCGCUCAAGGCUUUAGGGGAGCGCAUCAAAAAAGAACCGGAGUCUGAGACCCCUUGUUCUGGACUAAAUGGAUCCAGUGUUGCCACCUCCUCUCCCUCCGCUACCACUAUGACCUCCACUACCUCGUUAUCCUCUGAGAACAGCAGGAGCACGGCUGGAGCUUUGCUUACUAAUGGAAACUUAGACAAGGGGACAGACACCAAAGGUGGCAGAGCGUCGGCUGGAACAGACAACUCUGUUGGGAAAGAGGAAGACCCCAAUGAAGACUGGUGUGCUGUCUGUAUCAAUGGCGGUGACCUGCUGUGCUGUGACCGCUGUCCCAAAGUGUUCCAUAUGAAAUGCCAUGUACCCACCAUAAAAAUCUUUCCAAAGGGUGACUUUCUCUGCACAUUUUGCCGGAGUAUCAUCAACCCUGAGAUAGAGUACUGUGACGACAGCAGGAAAACCAGUGGCGAGCAGGGCCUGAGUCCCCAGGACCAAAGGACAUGUGAACGCAUCCUGCUGCACAUCUUCUGUCAUGAGCUCAGCGUCGGCUUCAGGAAACCUGUUCCCAGCUCAGUGCCAAACUACUACAAAAUUAUCAAGCAGCCCAUGGACCUGAAGAAAGUGAAGAGGAGACUGCAGUUACGGAGCUCCCAGUACUACAAGUCCACCCAAGAGUUUGUGUCUGAUAUGCGCCUGGUCUUCAGAAACUGUGCAAAGUACAAUGAGAUGUCUCGAAUAAUCCAGGUUUAUGAUGAGGAGAAACAGAUUAAUUCGAAGGCGGGGUCAGAGAUGGCGAUAUCUGGCGAGGCAGUGAGUCUGUACUUUGAAGAAAAGUUGAAGGAGAUGUUCCCAGGGCAAAGCUUCCCUGAAACACCUGAACCCGAGGAGACCCCUGAUGUGAAGGAAAAGGUGGAGGAUGAUACAGACGACUCUGAGGACGACUUCUUACAGCCCAGACGCAAGCGAUUAAAAACAGACGAUAAAUUGCUGCACAUCAAGUGAGAACAAGCCUCAAAAGAAACAAGAGAACUGAAAAACUGUCUUCCUCUUGUACCAUACUUCUCCUUUUGGAGGCAGCAAACAAAAAGGACAAGAUUCGCUGUACAAACUGCUUGGUUUGUCUCAUCCUUGCCCUUGAAAGAGUUACUAUCAAAAAUGUUAGACAUCUGCCUUUAUCAGAAUUCUCGAGGACAGAAACAUAGAAGAGCUGCAUUCCCUCCUUAUUUCAUGAACACUUGGGAACUCAUUUGUACAGAACUUGAAGUAGGCCUUGUUUUGCAGUAGUUAAGGGUUGGUCUUUUUUUCUAUCAUACAUUUUCAUUUGUAGAUUUGUUGUGACAGUUGCUUUAUAAAACAUUUAAAUCUUCUGUUCUCAAUGUAUUAUAUCUAUACUUUGACAUGAAAAAAUAGCAAGUAUUUGUAUGAAUUUGUGGAAGCGUUAUGUAAAUAAGAGAAUCUAGCCCACUGAAGGUAUUCCUACAGUAUAGAUGUUUGGGUGCAUCAUCAAUAAAACCUGUUCCUGACAUAUAUCAGAGAAAA